AUGAACGCCAAUUCAACUAUUGUCCCACUUUACGCGCGGGCGGACGCCGGAUCCAAGCACAACUCGGUGGCAGACGUUGCACCCAGACCAUGCCACGAGGAUUACGACGGCGGAAUGGACGCCGACCGUCGAGAGGCGAGCGAGACCGUGCCUGGGACAAAUCCAGCAGCUCCCGAACGAGCAACGCUGCAACUUGGCGACGAGGCUGUCGUGCCCGACUCGCUGGGUCGCCAGAAGACACCGUCUGAUCUCUAUGUGCCCGAGUCACCCCAAGCGACGACCCGGAUUGAGCCUGACCGAGGCGCGGCGCCCAGCCCGCUCAGUUCGCCCGACAGCGAUUCGUUCGCUGUGUUUUGCUUCUCGUUGCAACCUGCUGCAAAUGCGGAGGCAGCUCCACGAGACGAUCUGGACCACUCUGUGCGGUACAUCCAUCCUGGCUUGCUUGCUCCAGGUCUGCAACCCGACGUUUCGAGUCAGUUGGAUGAACAACCUGAUGCUGAACAAUCUGAUGCUGCACAAUCUGAUGCUGCCGAUUUGGAAUCCAAGUCUCAGGAGCACACAACAUUGCUCUGCGAAGAUGACUGGGUCCAAAUGUCAUCAGUGCAUCACGUCUCGGACGGCCGUCUUCAGUCGCUUUGCAAGAGCGACGACGAUGACGACGACCAAAGCAACGAAAGCUACGACGAUGGCGACGCUCAGCUCGGGCUCUGCUACAUUCGUCUGCAUGACUCGAGCGACAUGGGUGAUCUAAGCCAGAAUAGCGCUGCAGAUGAUAAUGCAGUCGAGUUGAGCCAGGACCAGCAGCAGUUUGACGAUUGCGAAAACUUUGGCGACACGACCAUCCUGCCAGAAGACUACGCCGAUCAAGAAGACUUGGCAGCAACUGCUCCGGAAGUGCACAUCUUCUCGUCUGUGCCAAAAACAUCGAGGCAGCUUCUUCAAGACAUUGAAGGCAUCGUGCUCAAUACCAUUGCAGCCAUCGUCGAGGAAGAGGUUCCGUACUUUGAGUUUCACUCUCGUGUUAGACAGCAAGGCAUUGUGUUUGACCCGCAAGUCGGAUUUCGUGUGCUCCUUCACAACAAGUUGACCAAAGUGGACAUGUUCAACUCGCCCAGGCGCUUUGCCGUCAUGUGGAAGGUCCUCGAGUGCAUCUUUGAGCUGCUUCGUCGCAAACUCAACACCACCAAACGAGACCUCUUCUAUCUCGACGUUCCGCUGUUUGGCAGUCAAAAAUCCGUGGACUGUGCCAUUGACGACAUUGCUUGUCUCUUGCAAGUGUCGCGUGCGCAACUGCACUGCAUUGCAUCCUUCAAAGGGCUGAUAUGCGGCAAUCUGGAAGUCUCAUUCGAGCCAUUGGAUGAGCUUGAAGACCAAGAAGACGGCGAGCAGCGCGCGUUCUUGAGCACACAGCUUGAAAGCAAGUUGCUCCCGCGCGAUAUCGAUGACAUUACGGUCAUGCAGACCACCGCCGAGUUUGUGCUGAUUGUCGAGAAGGAGGCUGUCUUCCACCGUCUCCUCAACGAUCGGGUGUUUGACCAUAUCGGCGACUGCAUUGUGAUUACGGGUAUUGGUUAUCCAGACAUCCAAACAAGAUCGUUCGUUCAUCGCCUUGCAGAAAUGUGCGGCCUGCCAAUGUACGCACUGGUUGACUGCGAUCCCCACGGAUUUGACAUUCUGUGCAACUACAAGUAUGGCUCGCGUGCGCUGGCAUUUGACAGCGAAAACCUGACCGUUCCUUCGCUUCGUUGGCUCGGCCUCCUGCCCAGCGACAUUGACAAGUUCAACAUCCAAGAGGCAAACUGGCUCGCAUUCAACCAGUACGACACUGGCAAGCUGACAUCCUUGCUCAACGCACCGUUCCUGACAUUGCCAGAUUUGCACCUGUGGCGAGAAGAGCUCGAGUUGAUGCAAGCCCGCGGGAUCAAGUGUGAGCUGCAGGCACUCAACGUGGAUGGGGACCUGACGUUUCUCACCGGCAGGUUUCUUCCCCACAAGUUGCAGUCUGGGCACUUUUUGUUGUAG
Capsaspora owczarzaki ATCC 30864 is the source of this 2022-nucleotide messenger RNA. RefSeq names its product meiotic recombination protein SPO11. The coding region runs from base 1 to 2022 and encodes 673 amino acids. Gene Ontology annotation, cellular component: nuclear chromosome. The transcript is spliced from 9 exons. The record is from RefSeq and is a predicted model, not a curated record. Gene Ontology annotation, biological process: meiotic DNA double-strand break processing; meiotic DNA double-strand break formation; reciprocal meiotic recombination. Lineage: Eukaryota; Filasterea; Ministeriida; Capsasporidae. Gene Ontology annotation, molecular function: ATP binding; DNA binding; DNA topoisomerase type II (double strand cut, ATP-hydrolyzing) activity.